GUGUGUGGCGUGUAUUCAUGUACAUAUCCAUAAUGGAACAUUUAUUUGAAAACAUAAAAUCUAUCAUUUAAUUCAGGCAAACUACUUCGAUAGACAUAGAGGCUACGAAUACUUAUGGGACUGUAAUCAACCAUUCUAUUAAAUGAUAUCCAAAUAAUUGCUCCAUACUUUUAACAGCGUCUGCAGUAUUUUAUUGUUUCGAUUAACAAUUGAAUUCUAAAUUAUCUACUGACCAGUAAUAUAAUAUGGGAAGUUGUGAGUAACUUUAAAGAAAAGCUUUAAAAAAUAUAAAUCGCUACAGGGUGUUUCUGCUCGCGAUCCAUAGUUGGAAUAAAUGUUGUCCCGUCCCUGGACUCGAUCGAUCCUGGCUUCGGGAUGUUGGACGACGUGGAAACUUUAUAUUUCCACGAGCCGCGAUGCCGAGGGACGGUAAUCCAUAUUAUCGGGGCAUUACUGUCAACUCGUUCGUUCCUCUCGGUUACUAAGGCUUCUUCAGUUUCUUGCGGUUAUUUUACCGUAACUCCCAGUUAUCCGCGCGCCUACGCGAUCGGAAAAAUCGGUCUCGAAAUCGAAACGUGAGAAUUCGCGAUUCGCGAAGUGAACGGGUCAAUGAAAAGUCAUCUCGAACAUUGGAUUCGACUAUCUCGAACAAAGUUGACGAUCGAGGACGGUUGAUGGUCUCGCGAAUGUUCGAAGAUUCUUUCGCGAAACGAUCGCGAUCCUCCGCCGAUCACAGGAGGUGACUGAACUCUCGAUGGACCAGCUGGCUUAAAUACCGCGAUAAUAAACGGCAACUUUCUCGGAGCAGGUUUCGGCGAGACGAUGACGAACGGAAGAGUCGUUCGCUUGGCGAAAACUCAAAAAGCCAACGUCGAGGCGUCGCCAGCCGACGGACGUGGUGCACGUGUUUGAGGACGCGGUCGAAGACUUCCGGAAAUCAUGGGCAACGCGUCGUCUUGCUGUCCGCAUCGCAAAAAGAUGUCGGAGUUCCCAGUGGAGGGAGGGGAAAACGGUGACAUGCACACUGUCAUGGAGAAUUUUCAAAAGAAGAACAACAAGAUGGUGUCCGGCAUAGGCCACGUCGGUCAUCAUCCACAGGUCACCGCGUCGUCGCAGAUGCUGACGACGAACCAGAGCCAGAGCAGCAGCAGUUCGAGCAGGGUGGCCAAAUCCUCGCAGAGGAUUCUUACCUCGUCCUCGUCGAGUGAGAUGAAAGCCAGCUCCAUGAAAAGCGACCUAAGGGAACUUCAGCGCGGCAUCUCGGAGAUGAAGAGCAACAUAUCGACGAACUUCUCGCAACGAUUGCGCAGCAGCAUGGAGAACCUCGUGGACAGGGACGGAAACGGAACGGAAGAGAGCGACCUGACGGAGCCGUUGGUGACGUUUCCCGAUCCUGACACGCCGCCCCCAGCGACGGGGACGGGGGCGGUGACGUUGACGGGAGGAUCCCCGUCGCAGUUGAGUUCCCUGAACUCGCUGAACAAUCUUCACAGCAUGAGCCCACCGAUCAGUAUAUCGAACAUUUCGAACAUGACGAACUUGCCUGCUGGCCAAGAGACGAUGAAGUUCGAGCAGAAGAAGAUGACCAGCGCCUCCAAGACCAAGGUGGUCACGGACGGCUUCAGCGCCGAAAAAGCGAUCGCGAACACCGCCGAGAUGAGAGCACUGCAGACUGGCGACGUCUCGUACAAAGAGCAGAGCGCCGCGACGGCGGCCAGGGCCCGCGUCGAACUCGAUGGCGUGUCUGCAGAGAAAAGCGUCGCUGCAGCAAGGGAGCAGAGAAGCUUGAAAGCUGGGGAUCUCUCGCACCAAGAAAGUAACAACAUGGCAGCGUCUACUAUGAAGCUGCAGAGCGAUUCCUUCAGUUCAGAAAAGAAAGCCAUGGCGGCGCAGCAACAACGACAGACGGUCACCUCGACCGGAAUCUUCAACCACGAGAAGCAUAUGGCCUCCAGUUCCCAAUCGAGCAUCACGAUAGCCUCGAAAGGCGUCACGUCGAAGUCGUCGAUGAUCACCGCAGCGAACGCGGUGAAUCAGCUGAUGAACGGCAUGAGGCCUGCGGAAGACGAGCUCCUAUCGUUACCACUGGACGAUCUGGACCUCCUCUGCUCCAAGUCGAACCCGCAGGACGUGGAGCGAGCGAUCGCCAAGUACUGCAGCUUCCUAGACAGCUUCGUGGAGCGUCUGAAAGUGAACGAAGGGAAGAACAACAAGGCUCCCUUGCUCCUGAACAGAGUGAACGAAAUUAUCAGGAAAGCCUGGGCCGUUCCUACCCAUGGACACGAGUUAGGGUACACGUUAUGCAAUACUCUGAGAACAAGGGGUGGUCUGGACCUGUUGAUGUCGAACUGCGUGGCCAGCGAUCAAGAGCUGCAGUUUUCGUCGGCCAGGUUGUUGGAACAGUGUCUGACCACGGAGAACAGGGAGCACGUGGUGGAAAACGGACUGGAAAAAGUGGUGAACGUCGCUUGUGUAUGCACGAAGAACGCCAACUCGGUGGACCACUCCAGAGUGGGCACUGGUAUCCUGGAGCACUUGUUCAAGCAUAGCGAAGGUACCUGCAGCGACGUGAUCAGGCUAGGCGGUCUGGACGCGGUCCUGUUCGAAUGCAGGAAGAACGACAUAGAAACGUUGAGACACUGCGCCGGUGCCCUGGCCAAUCUAUCUCUCUACGGAGGGGCUGAGAACCAAGAGGCAAUGAUCAAGAGGAAGGUACCAAUGUGGUUGUUCCCUCUAGCCUUCCACAACGACGACAACAUCAAGUACUACGCGUGUCUGGCCAUCGCCGUACUAGUGGCCAACAAAGAAAUCGAGGCAGCGGUGUUGAAGUCAGGCACCUUGGACCUAGUCGAGCCGUUCGUCACCUCUCACAAUCCUUACGAGUUCGCCAAGUCGAACCUGGCACAUGCGCAUGGUCAGAGCAAGAAUUGGCUGGAGAGAUUGGUGCCUGUGUUGAGCUCAAAAAGAGAGGAAGCCAGAAAUUUGGCAGCUUUUCAUUUUUGCAUGGAGGCAGGCAUCAAGAAGCAACAGGGAAACACGGAAAUCUUCCGCGAAAUAGGUGCCAUCGAGCCUCUGAAGAAGGUAGCGAGUUGUCCCAACGCGAUAGCCUCAAAGUACGCGGCGCAAGCGCUGCGUCUGAUCGGGGAGGAGAUACCGCACAAGCUCAGCCAACAAGUGCCUCUCUGGUCCACAGAAGACGUCAGGGAGUGGGUGAAGCAGAUAGGAUUCGCAGAGUACGCGCAGAACUUCGUCGAGAGCAGGGUUGACGGCGAUCUGCUGUUGCAAUUAACGGAGGAGAAUCUCAAAGAGGACAUCGGUCUGACGAACGGCAUCAGAAGGCGACGAUUCACCAGGGAGUUGCAGAAUCUGAAAAAGAUGGCAGACUACAGCAGCAGAGAUACGGGGAACCUGAACAGUUUCCUUCAAUCCAUCGGACAAGAGUUCUCCAUCUAUACUUACAGCAUGCUCAACGCAGGCGUUGACAAGGACUCCAUCAGGAAUCUGUCCGAGGAUCAGCUUCUGACCGAGUGUGGGAUCGGGAACAGCAUCCAUCGGUUAAGGAUACUGGACGCCAUCAAGAACAUGCAGCACAAUCAAUUGUUGGGCUCGUGCGAGGACGAGUCGCCCGACAAGUCGUUGGAUGUGUUCGUUAGUUACAGAAGAUCCAAUGGAUCUCAGUUGGCAAGCUUGCUGAAGGUCCAUCUUCAGCUAAGAGGUUUCUCCGUGUUUAUUGAUGUCGAGAGGCUAGAAGCUGGCAAGUUCGACAACAACUUGCUACAGAGCAUCAGGCAGGCUAAACACUUCCUCCUUGUGCUGACGCCCAAGGCUUUGGAAAGGUGUAUACAGGACAGCGAGUGUAAAGACUGGGUCCAUAGGGAAAUUGUGGCAGCUCUACAGUCGCAGUGUAAUAUAAUUCCCAUCAUAGACAAUUUCCAAUGGCCAGAACCAGAGGAACUUCCCGAAGACAUGCGAGCAGUUUGUCAUUUCAAUGGAGUACGGUGGAUUCACGACUACCAAGACGCCUGCGUAGACAAACUUGAAAGGUUUAUGCGAGGGGAAAUACCAGUCAGAUCAGAAAUGUCUGGUGGUAUUCCAAGAAGUAUCGCUACCAAGGACGUAACACAACCAAACACACAGGGUAGCACGAACAUCCGACAACCACCAAACUACCAACGCAUGCACAGCAAUGAAAGUAGAGGCAGCGAUAAAGAUUCGACCGGUGGGCGAGAUUGACUAGAGGGCCCGCCCACAGCCAUACCGAGCAGGCUUAGAAAAUCGUCCAGUCCGUCCCGUUGGUUAAUGGGUCUGCCACCCACGUCUCCGCGAUUAAAGUUCAUCCACACGCACCCUGGAGGAAGUCCAGUGCCGCGAAGACCUCCGCGUCAUCCUCCCUCUCCAUCCACUAGAUCUCGUUCGUUAGAGUUGUUAGACCAAGACGAAAAGAAAUCGAUCUCCCCGAUCAGAGAGUCGGAACCACAACCGAGGCCCAGGUCCAGAAGCUUGGACGGCUUACUAGACGAAGAUGGUAUAGUGCCAGAUAUGAAGACUGAAGAGUCGCCUAAGCAGAAUAGCGAAAGCGAGAUCAACGGUAAAGAGUCCAUUGACGCUCUGGAUAGAUCUGACUCGAAAGCAGAAGACGAUCUUGUUCAGGGUGGGUAUAAAGCAAAUGGACCAAUGGAUAACGUUCACUCUGAGAGUUCAACCUGGGAAGACAGUUGUUGCCCGGUAAAAUCGAACGAAGAUCAAAAUCCAACGCCUGUUCCUAGACAGCGAACGAAGACACCAGCUGUGGAAGCGAAAUCGGAGGUUGUUAAUAUUUUACAGCCAGAAGAGGCACGGAAGUCGUUAACCUUCGAGGAGUCCAGCGACAAGGAGGAAAAUAAUCCACCCACGCGACCACCGAAACCUCUUCGAUUCGUCAGCAUGGAUGGGCAUCUGUCGACCGUGAACUCGAAAAUAGAGGACGAACAGGAGGAGUCUCACGCAAACUCGAAGAAAGUCGAUCCUUGCGAUAGUAACUCGGAGUUAAAGGAACGGCUGGUGGCCACGGGAAACGAUAAGUCGACCCUGCUCAAGGCGAAGAGCUGUGGCGCGGGACUAGAUUCCGACGAAAGCAUUUCGUCCAACGAGUACAAGCCCAAACUGAAGGAGCAAGGCUCGCUGCUAUCCCUGCCCACGGGGGCAGAGCCGAAACGAAAGAAAAACUUUAUGGACAAAUGCGUGAACAAGGUGCGGUCUUUCAUGAGGAAGUGAUUCGUAGCUUCCCCGGUUACGGUGAUGAAAAAAAAAACUUUGUUAUUUAAUUUUACCGAUAUUAAUUAAUUGGGACACCGUGAUUCCAGCUGCGCGUGCGACGUUGCAACCAGAGUGUCGUAUAUAUUCGCUUGUCGGUCAACUUUUCUAUUCGUAUUAGAAGAAUUGUUUUCGAGAUGUACAGACAGUAUUUUUUUUCUCCACGUACGAACAAUUCUUUCUUCUUUUUAAUUUUAUUUCAAUACUUUUAACCGUUGGACAGCGAGAGGUCCGAUAGUAAGACGGAGCCGGGUUGUUUUUGAUGCCAUGGCAAAAUUCUUUACAAUUCUGACGACAAACCUUCGUAAAAAAAGAAAAUAUGUUUAUGAAGAAAUACAGGCAAUGUGUAUUUUUAAAUUCAACAAUGAAGAGGAUAAAGAUUGAAUAGAUAAAAAAUGCAGUUCCGUCGAUUACAUAAAUUUAUUUAACUAUUCCAACUCUAACAAAAUAGUAUGAGUGAUUAUUGGCUCAGCUCCGGCGGAGAAUGACUAACAAAUGUAUACAAAUGUAACAAAUGUAUAUUAAGAUACGUGAAAGAAUGAGAUGUCAAGUUUUUGGAGAGUCAGUUUACACGCGAGUAUACACGAUAUUUGUAUAAAGAUAAAAGCAUCGCCAUGGUAAAACUACAAGCGAUUAUAAAUUUCUUUUUUUUUUUCUCUACAAUGACAGGCAGCAUGAAAGUAUAACUGAUGUUGUGCCUAUUACAAAGUGUCUUCUUAGAAGUUGAAGAUUAGGAAAUAAAUGAGAUUCUCUUUUUACAGGUGCGAGAGAAAAAGAGAGUAGCCUGCUUUUUUCAGGCGGCUAUUAUAUAUUUCCUUAUCAAAUUGUAUUAUAGAUAUGUAAACGCAUAGAUAAUUAGCAUUGUUAUUUGUAAUACAAUUUUUUUAGUCGGUUUUUUUUUAGAAUAUCGAGUAUAAUGUUUCGCUUGCGGUGUACGUCGUAAGUGAAGGCAGCUAACACAACAUGAAAAUAACAACAAUUGUAACGUAACAAUUGCUUACGUUACCUUUAUCGUUUAAUAAACGUUUUUACUGUAUCACUUUUAACUGAUGUUAUCUUACGUACGUAGCAAGUUCGAACAAAUUCGUACGAAUUCCUUACGAAACUUCGAUAUUGUACUAUUUUAAGAUCCUGCCUAAAAAUCGAAAAAUGUAUAUUUUACCAAAGUUUCGCAAAGUAAAAUUUAAGAAUUUUAUCAAAAGUUUGAAUGUUUCUCACGGAAUAAAUUUUAUUUAGCAAACUA
This is a messenger RNA of Hylaeus anthracinus, 6535 nucleotides long. RefSeq names its product NAD(+) hydrolase sarm1 (gene Sarm). The record is from RefSeq and is a predicted model, not a curated record. Gene Ontology annotation, molecular function: NAD+ nucleosidase activity; signaling adaptor activity; protein binding. NCBI's taxonomy places the organism in Eukaryota, Metazoa, Arthropoda, Insecta, Hymenoptera, Colletidae. The transcript has 10 exons. Gene Ontology annotation, biological process: negative regulation of MyD88-independent toll-like receptor signaling pathway; signal transduction; response to axon injury. The coding region runs from base 940 to 4233 and encodes 1097 amino acids. Gene Ontology annotation, cellular component: dendrite.